AUGAUUAUAAAGUCAAAAAGUGAUUGUUCUUUAUAUUGUUAAUAAAUUUUGGCAGGUUGUCAUCAAUUAACUGAAUCUGAUAACUAACUUUAAGGUGAUCCUAUUGAAACUUUAUUUUUUCAAAAUAAUACUGAGUGGAUAUAUGAUGCAUCAAAAAAUUAUACUCAAAAUAAGAAUUUAAGAAUUAGACUUUAUUAAUAAAAAGUUUUUUCAUUCAGGAGCGAUUUAAAAAGAAUGAGCACUGUUAUCUAGGUUGAUUAGAAAGGUGAAAAACAUUAUAGACUUCUAGUUAAAGGAGCUCCUGAGGCAUUAUAAUUACUAUUUUAAGAAAUUCCAAAUUAGUAUGAAUAAUGUUAUUAAUAUUAUUCAAAUUUAGGAUAUAGAGUACUGUGUUUGGCUGAUAGAGAAAUCAAAGAAUAUGAGAAUUAAGACAGAGAAAAACUAGAAAAUAAUUUAGUAUUUAGAGGAUUUCUAAUUUGUGAGUCACCAUUAAAAACUAGCACCUAAAAAUACAUCCAAAAUAUUAAAUAAAGUUAUUUCCAACCUAUAAUUAUUACAGGGGAGAAUUUACUUACUACAAUAGCAGUGAGUAAAUAAUUAUAAUUACAUGAUAAUAAUAAGACAUACAUUUUAGACUUUUUUGAUAAUAAUUAUGUAUUUGUUGAGCAUGGAACCAAUAAUAAAACUGUAUUGAAUAAUGUAGAAUAGGAGAUUAAAUUAUUUUAAAAAGGAAUGUUGUGUAUUUCAUCAACCAUUCUUGAAAAAUUAGAAGAUUAACAUUUAAUAUAAUUAAUAAUACAUUUUAGCAUUUUUGCAAGAAUGUCACCAAAAUAAAAAGAAAAAAUUGUUGUUUAGUUUAAAAGAUAAGGUAAAGAUAUAUUAUUUUGUGGAGAUGGCAAAAAGGAUGUUGGAGCAUUAGAGAAGGCAGAUGUAGGAAUUGCUCUAAUUAGAGAUGCAGAAAUGAAAUACAAAAAAUUAUCACUUAAUGAAUAAUUGAAUUAGUUAUUUAAAAAGAAAGAGAAUUUGAAGAAGCAAAAAAGCAAAGCUAGUUCUAAUUUUAAUGGUGUAUUUAUGGCUGUUCCUUUUAUAUGCAAAAUGCAAAAAAGUAUUAAAUGUGUUAAUACUAUUCUAAUAUAAGGUGUCUAUACAUUAGUAUUUACUAUUUAAAUGUAUAAGAUUAUGGCUUUAUACAGCAUAUUGAAUGCAUAUUCAUUUAGUGCUUUACAUAUGCAAUCAUUGAAAAUGAGUUAAACAUAAAUGAUUUUUAUGAGUAUAUUAGGAGUUACCUAUUAUUAUUGCUAUACUUCUGCCACAUAAUUAAAGAGAUUAUCAAAAAUAAAACCAAGCUUUUCAAUUUUUGAAUAUUCCUUUUUCAUUUCAUUAACACUUUAAAUAAUUUUACACAUAUCUUCUAUGUAUUACGCUAUAUAUUACAUUGCUAUUCCAAAUAUGACAGUAAUUGAAAAAGAAAUAAAAAAUUAAACUGAAUUUUAAGCAACUUUUUUGAAUACAACAGUAUUUUUACUGCUUUUGUUAUAAUAAAGUUGCAUAGUUUUAUUCAAUUAUCCUGGAGAACCUCAUAUGCAAAAUAUUAAUAUGAAAUCCAAACUCUUCAAAAGCUUAGUAACAUUAUAUAUUAUUUUUUUUAGUUUAUUCCUUUAGUUUUGUGUAUUAUUUCAGCACUUAAUUAUAGUGAAUUUUUGAAUUAUUGUCUUGAAUUAACAUUCCCUUAGAAUAAAGAACCAUGUAUGCAAUUCAUAAAGUUGUGUUUAUUUGUCAUAAUAAUGAAUUGGAUAAUUGAAAAAGUAAUUAAAACAUUGAAAUAUAAAAAAUGUUAUGGAUUUUUAUGA
Paramecium pentaurelia is the source of this 1850-nucleotide messenger RNA. The record is from the annotation of a GenBank genome assembly. NCBI's taxonomy places the organism in Eukaryota, Ciliophora, Oligohymenophorea, Peniculida, Parameciidae.